This is a messenger RNA of Dufourea novaeangliae, 1870 nucleotides long. RefSeq lists its product as uncharacterized. Lineage: Eukaryota; Metazoa; Arthropoda; Insecta; Hymenoptera; Halictidae. The transcript has 9 exons. The record is from RefSeq and is a predicted model, not a curated record. The coding region runs from base 401 to 1810 and encodes 469 amino acids.
UCGUGUUCGCUCGCAACAUCCUUUCGUGAACCGUUCAUAUUUAAAGAACUAGUUCAUCAAAAUUGUAAUUGCAUGUGUACAGAACCAAAAAUGCAAGAGACGGAACUUUAUGUGCGAUAUACGCGCAAAACAUCACCUGAUCUGAUUGCGCCAAUCGCCUGACUGAGAUAUUCGAUAACUGGUCUUCGACAGCCUAGCUCUGUAACCAGUUCACAAACCCGAACAAUGUCCUGCAUUGUCCACAUCAUUGCUAUCGUUUUAAAAAUACGAUAUGAGUGUUCAAGUCAGAAACCCACGAAUUCUUUUGAGUCGUGAACACAAGUAUCUGAAACGAAUAAUAUUUUUAUAAUCCCGUGGAAACCUGGAUCAACAAAUAAGAUUUUAUUUAUUCAUUCACGUAAUGCCACCUAGCCGUUUAGACGCAGUUUACAGAAGCAUCCUCCUAACUAAAUUCUUUACCAAAGGCUGGGGUAGCCCUCAGAAUUUAAAGAGGAUCUUUGAAUUUAGAAAAGUUAUUGCUAAUAGAAAAACAUGUUACAGUCUUAUACCUACUAAUUAUCCAAUCAAUAUAACUAAGGAUGAAGAAUGGUCUGACUGUCAUAUAGUAGAAGGUUGUUUUGAAAGUCCUUUUCAUAAACAUCUUCCUGGAAUAAUGCCAAAUGAGACGGUCACAGCACAUUUUCAGUUGAUUCUACCACGUAAAUGGUACUCCCAUAAAAGGAAACCUGUUUGCUUACAUUUGGCUGGUACAGGAGACCAUUUUUUUUGGCGGAGAAGGAAUUUGAUUGCUAAACCACUACUCAAAGAAGCUGGAAUUGCGUCUUUGUUAUUGGAAAAUCCAUUUUAUGGAUUACGAAAACCACGGAAUCAAAUACGUUCUAGUUUACACAAUGUAUGUGACAUCUUCAUCAUGGGAGGAUGCUUGAUAAUGGAAUCAAUUGUUUUAUUAAAUUGGUGUGAACAACAAGGUUUUGGGCCAUUGGGGAUAACAGGAUUAUCAAUGGGUGGUCAUAUGGCUUCCUUGGCAGCAACAAAUUGGCCAAAACCAAUACCACUAGUUCCUUGCCUUUCUUGGUCAACAGCAUCACCAGUAUUUACUCAAGGAGUGAUGAGUGCCUCUAUUAACUGGACACUUUUAGAAAACCAAUAUUUUGCAAAUGAACUAUAUCAAAAUGAUCUUGCCAAGAUGGUAAGAAUCAUUGGGGAAGAGGAUGCAUUCCUAGCUGGUCAGCAUUUUGCUCAACAUUUUCCAGCAAGUAUGAACAGGGUUAAUGAAUUGAAGAAGGACUCCUUGACUGCUACACAAACUGUGAUCGAUAAUAAAUUACAUAACCCUUCUGAUUCUCGAACCGAAGACAAUAAUUUGAAAAAACAAUACGUGGAAGAGAAGGCAGCAGCUAAGAUGUUUCCCCUAAAUCUCCUUUCUAACAGAUUUAAGUUAAAAGAUUCAAAUGCGCUCAAAGGCGUUUGUUUAUUACCAGUUCCAAGGCAUCCAUUAUUUUCGGACUACAAGUGGCGUGAACGAGAGGCACUGCAAUUCAUGUGUGGUAUAAUGGAUGAAUGUACGCAUUUAAAAAAUUUCGAAGUACCUGUUGAUACUGAACUCAUUAUUGCUGUGUGCGCGAAGGAUGAUGCGUACGUGCCACGCGACGGUUGUAUGAGCUUGGAGAAAAUCUGGCCAGGUGCUGAAAUUCGAUACAUCGAUGCGGGACAUGUAUCUGCGUAUCUUCUUCACCAGAAAGUGUUUAGAUCCACUAUAGUAGAAGCAUUUGAACGAUGUAUGAAGAAAUAUCCAUCACACAUCAGUUGAUAUACGUGUAAUUUUAUGGAAAAAUUGAAAUUAUUGUUAAAUAAUGUAAAGCAAUUUAUA